Messenger RNA from Rodentolepis nana, 837 nucleotides. Lineage: Eukaryota; Metazoa; Platyhelminthes; Cestoda; Cyclophyllidea; Hymenolepididae. The record is from the annotation of a GenBank genome assembly.
AUGCGCAUUGCGGUUGUUACGGGUUCAAACAAGGGCAUAGGGAACGGAAUCGUGGAACUUUUGUCCAGACAUUUCGAUUCUUCUGAAUGGCACGUUUUUUUGACGGCUAGAAAUGUUAAAUUGGGCGAGGAGGCGGUGAUGAAGUUCAAAGAACAAGGUCUUAGUAUAAAAUUCCACCAAUUAAAUAUUACCAACAAAGAAAGUCGUCGCAAACUAUUAGAUUUUGUAAAGAAAGAAUACCCUAAUGGCCUUGAUAUUUUGGUUAACAAUGCGGGAAUAUAUAAGCCUGAUCCCUCUUCACCUUCUGGUGAACAGGCUAAAGUUACCAUAGAAACGAAUUACACUGCCACUGUGGAUAUGUGUCUAGAUUUUUUGCCAGUAAUGGCGAAGAAUUCAAAGCUCAUUAAUGUUGCUAGCAUUCUUGCUCAGGAGACAUUUAAUGAAAUGUCUGAAGAAAUGGCUAAAAAAUUCAUGAAUGCUAAGACUUUGAAAGAAGUGGACGACCUGAUUGCGAAAUACGUUAAGCUUGCUGAAGCUGGUGAUCAUAAAAAGGAGGGCUUCGGAAGUUCGGCUUAUGGAAUGUCCAAAGUGGGUUUAUGGAAAGCAACUGAAAUUUUUGCCGAACAAUAUAAACUUGAUCCUCGUCACAUUCUUAUCAAUUCAUGUUGUCCAGGUUAUGUAAACACUGAUUUGAAUGACCACAAGGGAACAAAGACUAUUCUUGAGGGAGCUGAUACGCCGUUUUACCUUGCCACUUUACCUGAUGAUGCUACUGAGCCCUAUGGAGAAUUUAUAAGUGAACGAAAAGUUGUCAAGAUUGACGCAAAAUACAGAUAA